Molecule: messenger RNA, 1987 nt
Organism: Limulus polyphemus (Atlantic horseshoe crab)
Lineage: Eukaryota; Metazoa; Arthropoda; Merostomata; Xiphosura; Limulidae
Product: N-alpha-acetyltransferase 30-like
Exons: 5
Coding region: 133-1197 (354 amino acids)
Biological process (GO): N-terminal peptidyl-methionine acetylation
Cellular component (GO): NatC complex
Molecular function (GO): protein-N-terminal amino-acid acetyltransferase activity
Source: RefSeq, a predicted model, not a curated record
UUUCAACACUUUCUGGCAAUUUAGUGUACUUCUUAAGAGAAAGAGCCCAAGACUGAAAACAGUAUUUCAAGUGAGGUCUAACAAGUGACCCAUAUUAGGAUAAAUGUAAAUGUGUGUUUUGGUACCAUUGAAAUGGAUCAAACUUUACCGGCUAAGGCCACAAGUGUAACUGAUUCUAAUAGAAGUAAUGAUAGGAACCAUGUAAUCAGUGUGUCCUCUCAAAUGAAAGAAAAGCUUCAUCUGCAUUCACAAGAAUACCCUGGUACUAUUCCAAAUAAAACUAAGAAUGACUCAACAAGUAAAUCCUCCUCUAUUAAUGGUUGUCUUUCAGAUAUUUACCCAUGUCCCAAAUCAGUAGAUUCAUCAACCAUUAAUGGUCUUGCAAGACAUGCCCUUGAGAAGCUAACACACUGUGAUGGUGUAUCAUUGGAAAAUUGUAGUGGCAAUAAUGUGUUCCAUUACAAAACAGUAAAACAGUGUGAAAGCCAAAUUUGCCCAAAUGAAUAUUCACAAGAUACUAUCGUGGAAGAGUGUGCACAAAAUCAUCAUAGUACUUUGAAUCAAAAUUUUGUGUGUGGGGUUCAUAGCAAACCAGUCUUUGGACUAAAUAGCCAACCUAAAGGUGACAUAGACACUGCAAUAAGUACUUGUGAUAAUGAAAAUAUAGUUAAAGAUCAAGAAGUGAAAAAGAAGACAGUGGUAAAUGUUUCACUGCAAGAGAGUUUGUUGAACAAAACCUGUGAGAUAACUUAUAUAGGAUAUGAGUCAGAAGAACAGAUGCCCGAUAUAAUCCAACUGAUACAAAAGGAUCUGUCAGAACCUUAUUCCAUAUAUACCUAUAGAUACUUUAUCCACAAUUGGCCUAAACUGUGUUUCUUGGCUAUAGAUGGGAAGAAAUGUAUUGGUGCCAUUGUUUGCAAGCUGGAUGUUCAUAAGAAAUUGAUUAGAAGAGGUUAUAUUGCCAUGUUAGCAGUGGAUGAAAACUACAGGAAGCAGAGAAUAGGAUCAAAUCUAGUACUGAAGGCAAUUCGAGCCAUGUUGGCAGAUGAAGCUGAUGAGGUUGUACUAGAAACAGAGAUAACCAACAAACCGGCUUUGCGACUGUAUGAAAAUCUAGGAUUUGUUCGUGACAAACGGCUUUUCAGAUAUUAUUUGAAUGGAGUGGAUGCACUGCGACUCAAACUGUGGCUCCGGUGAAAAAUUGCAUUAUUCUAUUUGUUAUUAAUUACUUCAUUGACAAGGAAUGUUCGUCUUGCUUGUUUGAAAGAAAUUUUAACCCUUUGUGCAAAUAAAAACUGCAACGAAUAUGGAAGAUAUUAUAACCUCGCAUAUUGUUCCCCAGUUUUGGUAUAGCUGUUUGGUCCUGGAUCGUCACGUAUCACACUUUGUACAAGGUUUUUUUUUCUCUCAUUGAGAUUUCUAGUGUACAUCUUUGUAUGGUGGGAAAAAGGUAUCCAAGAGAAAUUUACUAGCUUCGAAACACACGUAGGUGUUUCAAAAAAUAAAUGACUUUAAGAUAACCAUGGAACUUGUGAUGUUCUUGAAAUAUCUUUACUUUUUUUUUGUUUUCAUUUAAUGCUUGGGUAGGCAGCAUAGAAUAUAGUUCAUUCUAAUGGUUACUUUUUUUCAUUUUGUUUCUUCAUAAAUUAAUUCAUUGAAGAGCAUAGGCAAAUUAUCAGAUCGAUAUGUGCUUAUAUACCCAAAGGAAAUACUAACAGUAUUUGAAUCCUUUAAGAAAUUAUAAUUAUAUCACUACAUUAUUAAUAAAAAUAGAAUUUCUUUGUCAUUUAAAAUUUUAUAUAAAAUUAUGUAAAAGUAACUAUAAUGGUAGUCAACUUGUGUGAAGAAUAUUACUUAACAUCAAACCUAACUGUUCAUAAAAUUAUAAUGGUUUAAUACUUUAUAUACAUUUACGAUGUAUAAGUUAUGAGAAUUUUAAAAUUUGUGGAAUCUAGUAUUCAGGCAUAUAUUUGAAAUUCUAAAAUAA